UCCAUACACAAAACGUCAAAUAACAGCCCAGAUGCGUCCGAUAGCUGUACCCACCCCCUACAGAAUACCACGGAGGCCUGCACAAUCCAUCCUCAGGCGUUUUCAUCAUCCAGAAAGUCCGAAUCCUCCGGACCCUGCCAACCUCUUGCGUCAAGUCAUGCGCAAUGUCGCCCAGCCAGUAGCUGUAGCUGUAGCUUCAGUUCCUCCAACUUCUCCUCUUGCCCCUUUGGCCAAGUACCAUGGGGCGACCCUUACUUCUUUUACCUCAUUGACAUUACAUCCUCGGCCUCUGGUCGCCUUUUCUUUGAGACUGCCAUCACGAAUGGCCGACUGCUUACGGCCCUGGAGAACAGGCGGUUCAAUAGAGGAACCAGAUGCGCAUGUCGAGCCUCAAACGACAGUCCAAGCGAGCAAUACUUUGAGACUACCACCCAAAAGCGAGCUUCCGUGGCCUCUAUCGACGUUGCCAAUGCCUGAAGAUCCCCCUCCAUGGGCGCAAUCCCUGGUUUCAAGAAUUCCCAAUCCUCUUGCACCGCCCGCCGACCCAAUCAUAUCUUCAUCCGCUUCCAAAUUACCACCAGCGAGCAGCCCGGCGACUCUUAUACCACCUACCCCGCUGACGAUUUCACUCCUCUCCCCUUGCAAUGAAGCCAUCGCCGAUGCCCUCUCACAACCGCGAACAGACCACUCUUCCAUCUUUGCUCUCCCUAACACCUGGGAGGAAAGUCCUACUACGUCAACUGACGAAGCUCCUCAUCCCCCUGCACUUUUAGGGUGCGUAGGUAGCUUACAAUGCCAAGUCGUUGGAAGCGUAAUGCUGAAAGAUCUUUGCUUGCCUGGUGAGGUGCAAGAAGGCGAAGGUAGUGAGAUGUUCAUAUGCAGGGUUGUGGCAGUCAAGAUGGGAGACAUGGAUGAGCCACUAUUACAUUGGAGAAGAAGGUAUGCAGGUGUCAAGGAGUUUGACUGAGAAAGCUGGGCGGAAUGGCGUUCAGCGCAGGUUACUAGGCUUUUUUAUCAACAUCGAUAACCCAAUGCAGCACACAAAAAUCCACAAUCCUACAUGUGCAUAUGAUAUGUUAGAUAUACAGUUACAGAUUCAAAUGUAGAGGCAGUCAUGAACUGAAACAGUCACCUAUCCUCUGAUCACGCUCCCACACUCAAUCCCCCAGAACAACCACGCCGCCGUAACCAGCAACAAUCCACCAACUUUCCAACCCACUUCAUUCGCGACCGCGUCCCAGUCCCAUUUUCUCCCCCAUACAAAUUUUUCCCACUGACGCAGAUGAUCAGGUGGUGGACCGAGUAACAUUGUUGUCUGCUUUGAGCCUCGGCGAGCAGCCAUGACACCGGGGUUGCUUGCGGUAGGAGUGAUAAUGAGAUUGGUGGCCACCAGAGGGGAGACAAGGUCGGCAGGUACGACAUUGCUCGUUACCCACAUCUGAACUGUCCGGGACCAGCCGGUAGUCACGCCAAUG
This is a messenger RNA of Cryptococcus deneoformans JEC21, 1475 nucleotides long. Its product is annotated as expressed protein. Lineage: Eukaryota; Fungi; Basidiomycota; Tremellomycetes; Tremellales; Cryptococcaceae. The coding region runs from base 32 to 967 and encodes 311 amino acids. Gene Ontology annotation, molecular function: riboflavin reductase (NADPH) activity; FMN binding. The transcript has 3 exons. The record is from RefSeq and is a predicted model, not a curated record.